Molecule: messenger RNA, 304 nt
Organism: Colletotrichum navitas
Lineage: Eukaryota; Fungi; Ascomycota; Sordariomycetes; Glomerellales; Glomerellaceae
Exons: 1
Coding region: 85-258 (57 amino acids)
Source: RefSeq, a predicted model, not a curated record
CCCGAUCGAUACCGCGACACCAAUGCCAUUGUCGCGGGUGCUUGGAAUGGUCUUCGGCAUGAAAGCUUCAUCGCCUCGUCAUGGAUGUUGGAAUGUGUUGGCUCUAUGCACAACUUUGUAGAAGCACUUUCCGCCGUCGUUGGUCAAGCCGUUGCUGGCAGACGAUUGCCGAAGUGCGAAAUUGUCAGCGUAAUGCCUGCAGACCGCUGUCGGAUAAAGCGAGUUCCAACGUGUGACGGAAAAAGACGCGUCAAUUGAGUGUUCCUGAAGUCGUAUUCGAGGGGACGAGGGGGACUAAACUAAU